AUGGACGACACGACUCCGCUGGCAUCUCUGUCGCUUACCCAUGUUCACUAUGAUCCAACCGACCCGAUCUCCUACCUCUGCGCCUGGCUUGCCCUCGUACCCCAGGGGCUCUGUGUCGUCUACGCGACGCUGAUAUGGUCGACUCGCGAGGUCGAGAUCGCCCUCAUGUUUGCCGGCCAGCUGGCCUGCGAAGCCCUGAAUUUCGCCCUCAAGCGUUUGAUUAAGGAAGAGCGGCCACGGCGAAUGAACGGGAAGGGCUACGGGAUGCCGAGCAGCCACUCUCAGUUUGUGGCUUACUUCGCUGUCAGUUUGGCCCUGUUCUUGAUCUUCAGACAUCAGCCAGUCUACCAGGGGCGGAGGAGAAAUCACACACCCAUGACCAUGGCUGAACGAGCUUUCUGGAGCGUCGUGGGAGUCUGCAUGGCCGGAGCAGUUGCCUGGAGCAGGAUAUACCUGAACUACCAUACCGAGAAGCAAGUAGUUGUGGGGUGUGCCGCAGGAACUGUGAGUGCAAUCGCGUGGUUCAUCCUUACGGCGGCUGUCCGGCAAUCGGGGUGGUUGGCCUGGGCCAUUGACCACCCGAUCGCCAGGUUCUUCAGAGUGCGGGAUCUGGUUGUAGAAGAAGAUCUGUGCCAGGCCGGGUGGGAGAAAUGGGACGACAAGAUGGUGGCGUUGAAGGCUCGGGGUAAGAAGGAUUGA
Molecule: messenger RNA, 699 nt
Organism: Neoarthrinium moseri
Lineage: Eukaryota; Fungi; Ascomycota; Sordariomycetes; Amphisphaeriales; Apiosporaceae
Exons: 2
Coding region: 1-699 (232 amino acids)
Biological process (GO): lipid biosynthetic process; protein N-linked glycosylation
Cellular component (GO): intracellular membrane-bounded organelle; endoplasmic reticulum membrane
Molecular function (GO): dolichyldiphosphatase activity
Source: RefSeq, a predicted model, not a curated record